GAACUACUCUAUUCUGACUGAAGUACUCUGUGAUUUUGAAUAUAUCUUUCUUUUCAAUGCAGCACGUGUAGAAAAGAGGACGCCCGAUUUAUCUUAAAAUAUAGUUAGGCCUAAGGAUGCCGUCGGACGCGAAGAAAAGGGCUCAGCAGAAGAAGAAGGAGCAAGCUAGCGGCAGAAACAAGAAGCCGGUGGUUCGUGUGACGAACGAAGACGAAAAUGGUAUCGGAACUAAUGGUAUAUCCAGGGAAGACCGUGAGCUGACGGCAGAAGAGGCAUUGUGCCUUAAGCUAGAAGCUGAAGCGAAAAUGAAUUCUGAAGCUCGUUCUUGUACUGGGUCACUGGCUGUGCACCCUCGUUCUAGAGAUAUCAAGAUAGCUAACUUUUCAAUUACUUUCUAUGGGAGUGAGCUACUUCAAGAUACUCUCCUGGAGUUGAAUUGUGGGCGAAGAUAUGGGCUAGUCGGACUUAAUGGGUGUGGAAAAUCAUCAUUGCUUGCUGCCUUAGGACGCCGUGAGGUUCCUAUUCCGGAACACAUUGACAUAUUCCAUCUGACUCGAGAAAUGCCUGCUUCAGAUAAGACUGCACUUCAGUGCGUCAUGGAGGUUGACGAGGAGAGAGUCAAACUCGAGAAGCUCGCAGAAAUGCUAGCCCACUGUGAAGAUGAUGAAUCACAGGAGCAAUUGAUGGAUGUAUACGAUCGUCUGGACGAUUUGAGCGCCGACACGGCAGAGGCGCGUGCUGCUAAUAUCCUGCAUGGUCUUGGCUUCACCAAGGAAAUGCAGCAGAAGGCAACGAAAGACUUCUCCGGAGGUUGGCGUAUGCGUAUAGCUCUGGCACGAGCGCUAUAUGUUAAGCCGCACUUACUGCUGCUGGACGAGCCAACAAACCAUCUCGAUUUGGACGCCUGUGUGUGGCUUGAAGAAGAACUUAAACACUACAAAAGAAUUUUAGUGUUGAUCUCGCAUUCGCAAGACUUCUUGAACGGUGUAUGCACGAAUAUCGUUCAUAUGAGUAAGCGCCGUUUGAAGUAUUACACUGGUAACUAUGAAGCCUUCGUUAGGACGCGCAUGGAAUUGCUAGAGAAUCAGAUGAAACAGUACAACUGGGAACAAGACCAGAUUGCACAUAUGAAAAACUACAUAGCGAGAUUCGGUCAUGGUUCCGCCAAAUUGGCGCGUCAAGCACAGUCCAAAGAAAAGACGUUAGCCAAAAUGGUGGCACAGGGUCUCACCGAGAAGGUGGUUGAUGACAAGAUACUCAAUUUCUACUUUCCGUCUUGUGGGAAAGUACCGCCACCCGUCAUCAUGGUGCAGAAUGUAUCAUUCAGAUACACUGAUUCUGGGCCGUGGAUAUACAAGAAUUUGGAAUUUGGCAUUGACCUUGAUACAAGACUUGCUUUGGUUGGACCCAAUGGAGCAGGCAAGUCAACGCUACUCAAGCUGCUUUAUGGAGAUUUAGUGCCUUCGACUGGUAUGAUCCGUAAAAACUCACAUCUUCGUAUUGGUCGUUACCACCAACACUUGCACGAGUUGUUGGAUCUCGAUCUGUCUCCACUUGAUUACAUGAUGAAAGAGUUUCCCGAGGUUCGUGAGCGCGAAGAAAUGAGAAAAAUCAUCGGUCGGUAUGGUCUCACUGGGAGGCAGCAGGUGUGUCCCAUGCGUCAGUUAUCCGACGGGCAGCGUUGUCGUGUUGUAUUCGCGUGGUUGGCCUGGCAGACUCCGCACCUGCUGUUAUUGGACGAGCCCACUAACCAUCUUGAUAUGGAAACCAUCGAUGCACUCGCAGACGCCAUUAACGACUUUGACGGUGGCAUGGUGCUCGUUAGUCACGACUUUAGACUUAUUAAUCAGGUGGCGAAUGAAAUUUGGAUCUGUGAGAACGGUACUACCACAAAAUGGGAGGGUGGUAUCCUCAAAUACAAAGAUCACCUGAAAUCUAAGAUAUUGAAGGAUAAUGCGGAUAGCGCCGCUAAAAUACGCAAAUAGUGACUACACAAUAGUAUAAUUAACCCACGUCGCCUCUGUAUCUUUAAUAUACUUGCUGGCUUUUCCUGCAGCUAAAUAUCAAAAAAAAACUGAUAAAAACAAAUUAAAUACAAACAGCCCUUGCCAUUCUCUUCCUCAUAUAUUCAAAUUUGCUGGUUUAUGUGUGCUGUCU
This is a messenger RNA of Bombyx mori (domestic silkworm), 2157 nucleotides long. Its product is annotated as ATP-binding cassette sub-family F member 2. NCBI's taxonomy places the organism in Eukaryota, Metazoa, Arthropoda, Insecta, Lepidoptera, Bombycidae. The record is from RefSeq and is marked provisional. Gene Ontology annotation, molecular function: ATP hydrolysis activity; ATP binding.